UGACUGUGUGGAAGUGCUUUUUUUAAGUUGGAUAUUCUGAUUUUACGUUUUUGCCGCUGGUCGGUCAGGAAAUUUAUUACCAAAAAUGACGCCGUCUUCGUUAUUGAAAUGCGCUGCAUUAGUGGUCAUGAUUAGCGAAGUGUGGGGCGGAAAUGAAAACACAACAAAACCCACAAUACAAUCCCGACAAUUUGAUGGUUUUAAUCAGUUUGGAAAUUCCGGAACGUUCAUGGAUCCUUGGGCUAGCCCACUGCCGGCAUAUCUUCGAAAUGCUCCAGUCAAUCCAUUAUCUCCGUCGCCAGCUCAAAUGCCGGGAAGUGUUGUCACUCCAAAGCCUGCUGUUCCUCCAAAGGUUAACUAUAAACUAUCUGUUAUGUGCGGAGCAGACGAGAUGAAGGUCAACAUGGAGUUUGAGAAGCCGUUCUCUGGGAUCGUUUACAGCAAAGGUUACUUUAACAAACCAAGUUGCAUUUACGUUACCGGCAAAGAGAACCAGCGGGUAUUCAAUUUUACCAUCGGGUACGACAGAUGCGGAUCCUUUACACGUCAGGCGCAAGCUCCAGUGAUAAUUCCAUCUCCGAAGUCUGCAGUAACCGACUGGACAACGCCCAUUCCAUCCACUACGGUACCGCCGACCUCAACAACUACCGACCAUACACCUAGAGAAGAGAAUGCGCGGAAACUGGGAAGCACGACGUUCGAUCGGGAAUUCGAAGAAUGGUUCGCUCGGAAGUAUGGAACGACAACCACCAUGGCUCCCACCACGACAACGCCCUAUUACGCCCCCAGUACAGUGCAGCCGGUAAAUGCCAUCGUGUACCCAGUGAACACCAUGACGAAUUCUGUUCCGAUGGCACAGCCAACCCCCAUGAUGCCGUAUGGGCAACCCGGAAUGGUCAUCCCGCAGAAUUUGCUGCCAUCAUCGCUAAGCGGUUACCGAUACCCAAUGCAAGUGCAGCAGCCUAUGAUGGGAAACAUGUACCCGCAGUAUCAGGGCUACGGCCAGACCAACCCCUAUUACGCCCGCAUGGGACGCUCCAUGGAGGAGGAUGUACCGGCAGAAGGCCUGCAAUGGGUGGAGAAUACUGUCAUCAUUCAGCAGGACCGCGAAGUGCAGGAUGUGCUAGAUGAGGCCAAGUCGUUGCAGUGUGAAUGGCGUAAUAGCUAUAACAAGAAGAGUGUUUCCAAUGGAUAUCGCGUGGACGUAGCCGAUGUCGUACGUGCUUCCUUUCCUGGAGACUCCGUUGGAGCGUACAUGCAGAUCCGUAACGGUUUAGGUCCGUUGACCCCUGAAACCAAGGGCGUCGUGAAGAUCGGUAAUCCCCUCACGUUGGUCAUAGCGUUAACGGAUUCCGGCAACAAGUUCGACCUGUUCGUGCACAGCUGCACGGCCAAAGGGGAAGGAAAAGCAGCGCCGAUGCAGCUGGUAGAUGCCAACGGAUGCGUGGUACGUGAGAAACACAUGGGACCGUUUGUACCCUUCUACGAUGCCAACUCCACGUUCGGAGCAAAUCGUGUGACCUUUGCAUACUUCCAAGCCUUCAAAUUUCCCGAUAGCGCGGAUGUGAAUAUCGACUGUGCCGUAACGAUUUGCCGUAACGCAUGCCCACGACAGUGUUUCGGGAAGUACAACGGGGACGCCGAAGCAUUGCUAAAGACAUGGCGAUCGGAGAAUGGCCGUUCGUUGAAUGCAGAGAAGAUCGUCCGGCCAGCAGGUGCAGAAUCGUCCCGGGAGCAGCGAAGAAUUCUCGAGGCACUAGAAAAGAGUUUGUCCGCAGCUAAUGGUCCGCAGAAGUUUGAGGUCAGCGUCAAUGCCAAAACACCUGUUGGAGAGUCGCCCACUCGAUUUCUGCAGCUCCGUGAACUUGAUGAUGAUACUCUGGUUAAUGCAACCACGCCCUCGUCCAACACCACCCGCUCCCAUGCAGCUAAGAGCAAGCGGGAAGCGGACGCGACGAUGAACUCCUCGGUGGUCGAUUUGCGGAAGAAAUUCAUGGUAAUGACUUCGAAAGAUAUGGAGCCGGUGGAAGGGGCCUCCAGUUUUGGUGGUCCGUCCAGUUUCCCCGAUAACUUGACACCCAGACUGAUUAUGCCGGCCCUCACCACCCAGUCUCCUCAUUUGCCCGUUUCUAUUCAUCCGACCGCUGCCACCAUGUUGAAUGGGACGGACGCGAUGACUGUCCUCCCGGCAACAACACCUACGACCACCACUUCCAUUCCGGCUGAAAAGAUCACCGCUUCCCCAUGGUUUUACGUUGUACCCAACGACGUGCAUCACGUGUGCGUGCCCAUGAUAGGGGUCAUUGUGGGCGGGGCACUGACGGUGCUGGUGUUGCUGGCUGUCCUGAUUGCAUCGUUUUGUCUGUGUUGCCGGGUGAGGAAACAGCAGCGGAAACUGAAGCAGAGCUUCAGUCCAAUGUAUUCGGAGCCGCGCUCCGUGGCUGUCAAGGGAUUUCCAAAUAAUUUAACUAUGCUGUGAUGCUUUUGUUAGUUUUAUUACAGAUUGUACAAAUUGUUUCUCAUUGCACGCUUGCAGAUGCGUUACGAAAUUUCUCAAUUUGUGAAUAAUAUUAGUAAAUUUUUAUUAUACGCAGUGCGGUGUUCUUUGUAUCAGGCCAAUGUUCGCUGCCGUAUUACAAGUUCUUUGCGAAUUUUCCUUUUGCUCUUAAGAAAACAGA
Paramacrobiotus metropolitanus is the source of this 2678-nucleotide messenger RNA. RefSeq lists its product as uncharacterized. The record is from RefSeq and is a predicted model, not a curated record. NCBI's taxonomy places the organism in Eukaryota, Metazoa, Tardigrada, Eutardigrada, Parachela, Macrobiotidae. The coding region runs from base 86 to 2479 and encodes 797 amino acids. The transcript has 5 exons.